Messenger RNA from Myotis daubentonii (Daubenton's bat), 7337 nucleotides. RefSeq names its product ClpB family mitochondrial disaggregase (gene CLPB). Lineage: Eukaryota; Metazoa; Chordata; Mammalia; Chiroptera; Vespertilionidae. Gene Ontology annotation, cellular component: mitochondrion; cytoplasm. Gene Ontology annotation, biological process: cellular response to heat. The record is from RefSeq and is a predicted model, not a curated record. Gene Ontology annotation, molecular function: ATP binding; protein binding; ATP hydrolysis activity.
UCUUCGAACGCGCCGCGGCAGCCAUGUUGGACGUGGCCAGCACAGGGGCCGGCACCAGGGGGUUAUCCAAGCAGCUGUCACGAUGCUGGGGGCCCUGGUGUUAAGGAGAACAGCGCUGGCGCCGCGGCUCCUCCUCCAUCUGCUUAGGUCUCCAUCACUCGGGAGCCACCGAGGUCCCUCCGGCCGGAGUGUGACCACCGGGGGCUGCGGGGAGCCGCAGUGGCUAAGGGCGGCCAUCGGGGGGCGUCCUGGAACAUCGCUGGCCUCGCUCACCCGAAGAGGGGCAGCCACCGGGGGGCGCCAGGGAAGACGCACGGAGACCCAGUGCCUCGCAGCCGCCACAUGGGGACGCCUUCCUGGCCCCGAAGACACACUCCCCGGACAGAACUGCUGGAAUGGGGUCCCCACCAGAGGCAGACUGGGCAUGUGGGCCCUGGCCACGGCGCUGGUGGUUCACUGUUACAGCAAGAGCCCGUCCAACAAGGAUGCAGCCCUGAUGGAAGCUGCUCGAGCCAACAAUGUUCAAGAAGUCAGCAGGCUGUUGUCGGAAGGUGCAGAUGUCAACGCAAGGCACAAACUUGGCUGGACAGCACUUAUGGUGGCAGCCAUCAGCCGAAACGACAGUGUGGUGCAGGUCCUGCUUGCUGCUGGUGCUGACCCAAACCUUGGAGACAAUUUCAGCAGUGUUUACAAGACUGCCAAGGAGCAGGGAAUCCAUUCUUUGGAAGAUGGGGGACAGGACGGUGCAGGCUGGAGCAUCACAAACCAGUGGACAGGUGCCCUGGAAUUCAGGAGAUGGCUAAGCGUCCCCACUGGCGUUCUGGUCACCCGAGAAGAUGACUUCAACAACCGGCUGAACAACCGCGCCAGCUUCAAGGGCUGCACAGCCCUGCACUAUGCUGCCCUUGCGGACGACUACCGCACCGUCAAGGAGCUGCUUGAUGGAGGAGCCAACCCCCUACAGAGGAAUGAAAUGGGACACACACCCUUGGACUAUGCCCGAGAAGGGGAAGUGAUGAAGCUUCUAAGGACUUCUGAGGCCAAGUACCAGGAGAAGCAGCGGAAGCGUGAAGCUGAGGAGCGGCGCCGAUUCCCACUGGAGCAGCGGCUGAAGGAGCACAUCAUUGGCCAGGAGAGUGCCAUUGCCACCGUGGGUGCAGCGAUCCGGAGGAAGGAGAAUGGCUGGUAUGACGAAGAACACCCUCUGGUCUUCCUCUUCUUGGGAUCAUCUGGAAUAGGAAAAACAGAGCUGGCCAAGCAGACAGCCAAAUACAUGCACAAAGAUGCCAAAAAGGGCUUCAUCAGGCUGGACAUGUCUGAGUUCCAGGAGCGGCAUGAGGUGGCCAAGUUUAUUGGGUCCCCACCAGGCUACAUCGGCCACGAGGAGGGUGGCCAGCUGACCAAGAAGCUGAAACAAUGCCCCAAUGCCGUGGUGCUCUUUGACGAGGUGGACAAGGCCCAUCCAGAUGUGCUUACCAUCAUGUUACAGCUGUUUGAUGAGGGCCGACUGACAGAUGGAAAAGGCAAAACCAUCGACUGCAAGGACGCCAUCUUCAUUAUGACCUCCAAUGUGGCCAGUGACGAGAUCGCACAGCACGCACUGCAGCUGAGGCAGGAAGCUUUGGAGAUGAGCCAUAACCGUAUCGCCGAGAACCUUGGGGAUGUCCAAAUUAGUGACAAGAUCACCAUAUCAAAGAAUUUCAAAGAGAACGUGAUUCGGCCCAUCCUGAAAGCUCACUUCCGGAGGGAUGAGUUUUUGGGACGAAUCAACGAAAUCGUCUACUUCCUCCCCUUCUGCCACUCGGAGCUCAUCCAGCUAGUCAACAAGGAAUUGAACUUCUGGGCCAAGAGAGCCAAGCAAAGGCACAAUAUCACACUGCUCUGGGACCGAGAGGUGGCAGACGUGUUGGUUGAUGGCUACAAUGUGCACUAUGGCGCCCGCUCCAUCAAGCAUGAGGUAGAACGCCGUGUGGUGAACCAGUUGGCAGCCGCCUAUGAACAGGACCUGCUGCCAGGGGGCUGUACUCUGCGCAUCACUGUGGAGGACUCAGACAAGCAGCUACUCAAGAGCCCUGAUCUGCCCUCACCCCAGUCUGAGAAGCGCUCACCCACACUGCGGUUGGAGAUCAUCGAUAAGGACAGCAAGACCCACAAACUGGACAUCCGGGCACCACUACACCCUGAGAAGGUGUGCCACACCCUCUAGCAUCUACCUACCUGCCUAGUGCCCUCAACGUCCAAUAAAGGCCCCUCAGCUGUGGCAUGACAACUGACCUACCUUCCCCUCAUACCUCUUACUCCUCUCCCCCCAGCCUCUUACCUCCUCACAACCCCUGCAAGACCCCUCCCCUGCCCGCUUUGUUGUGGGUCCAAAGCUUGCUAACAGUCUCCAGGAGGAGCUGCCCCUGCACCUCCUUCAAGCAGAGAGGAGAGGAGGUCCCUUAUCUCUGUCCUUCAGCAUGAUCUCCAUGCCCCAUAGUCUCUGGAACUUGAUUGUGUUCUCUGGAAGCUCAGAAGUAUGGCAGCUAAGAACAGAUCUGGCUGGAAGAAGACAGGGCCCAGACUAUGACCUGCCACCCUCUGCUGGCCCUCAGAAUGUCUCCACAGAGCGUGGAGAAAGAGUACAGAGGCUCAGGCACAGAGGUUCUUCAGUUGAGGCUGUAACUACCUCUUUUCCAUGCCCUAAAAUUCCAAGGGAAAGGGACCCAUAGAACCCUUCCCCCUUCCACUGCCAUAUCAUAGCUACUGUUCCUUCUCACCCUGUGUUCUGGGGUCAGGCCAGACCAGGUUUCUCCGCCUUGGAACUAGCCGAUGUAGAGCAAUUCUAGGAGGAAGGCUGACUGGGUCACCACACUGGCCUGCUCUGGGACUCUAAUGCCAAAUGAUCCAAGUAAGCUCAACUCUCUGAGACCUCCUUCAGGAGACUAACAACAUAGACCCUGGGGAGCUCUAGGGGAAAAGCUAGAGAUCAUGGGGUCUGCCUCAGCCCUAUCUACACUGCUGUCCCAGCUAAGUUAGCCUGGAAUAAACAGCUCCCCCAUGCAGCCUGCAUGUUAGGCACUAAGCAGGUCUGCACACCAUUCCCUUUGUUUCAGCCGCAGCUUAGCUGAGCACAGCAAGGCCUACUGUGUCCUUGGGCAUCAUCUGCAGUCCCCAUUGGUGAUCACCCUCUCCCUGCAGGGCCGUUUGGAACCCUCCUUUGGUGUUAGCGCAUCUCUUUCAGGAAGCAGAAAAUGGGGGCAGGAAGCAAAGUCCCUUGUGUGAUGGAAGAAUGUCAUACAUAACAAUAUGGUGGGUAGAAGACAGUCAUAAGCCAGGAUGUGGGCUCUAACAAUCAUUAUCUAGCCCCUCAAGGAGCUCUGUCUGCUGCUCCCUACCUCAGUGACUGCUGUCCUUUUUUUUUCUUCCUUAAAAUAUUUUUAGAAUUACAGAAAGUUGCAAAAAUAAUAGAAUUAAUGUAUAACCUUCACCUAGCUUCCCCUAAUAUUAAGAUCUUAUAAAACCAUGGUAUAAUUGUUAAAAUCAGGAAAUUAACAUUGGUACAGUUCUACUAACUAAUCUGUGGACAUUCAAAUUUUUCCAAUUCUGCUACUGAUGUUCUUUUUCUGGUUCAGGAUCUAAGGCAUGUUCAGGGUCCUGCCUUGCAUUUUGUUGUCAUGUUUCCUUCAUCUCUUUCAACCUAUGAUAGUUCCUCUGUCUUUCUUUGACUUUCAUGACCUUGACACUUUUGAAAUGUCCAGGUCAGUUAUUUUGAGGAAUGUCCCUCAAUUUGGUUAAUCUACUGUUUUCACAUGAUUAGAUUAAGGGUCUACAUUUUUGGCAAGACAAGGACCCCAGGAAGAGUGUGCCCUUCUCAGUGCCUUCCAGCAGGGGAUAAAGUUUACUUUGAUCACAUGGCUGAGGUGGUAUGCAUCAAGUUUCUCCACUGUAAAAUUACAGAUUCUCUUUUGAAAUUAGGAAGGGUCUUGUGAGGGGAUACUUUGAAGCCAUGCAAAUGCCUUAUUUACCCUUAGAAUUUCCCCUCCUGAUUUUAGUAUCCAUUGAUGUUUCUUAUUGUUUAAAUAUAUUUUUAUUGAUUUCAGAGAGGAAGGGAGAGGGAGAAAGAGAUAGAAACGUCAAUCAUGAGAGAAAAUCAUUGAUCAGCUGCCUCCUGCAUGCCCUACACAGGGGAUUGGGCCCGCAACCCAAGCAUGUGCCCUGACCAGAAUCGAACUGUGACCUGGUUCAUAGGUUGACAUUCGGCCAUGCCAGCGGGGCCCAUCGAUGGUUCUUGCUUACAGCAAGUAUUAAUGUUCUAUUUGCCUAAUGAUGACUUUCUGUUUCCUUAUUAAUAUAUUUCGUUAUUAAUAUAUUUAUUAAUUGGCAUUCUGUAAGGAAGAGCUGUCUCUUUCCUCCCAUUUAUUCAAUAAUUUCUUUAUAACAGUAUAAACUAAUAGAUAUUUGUUUUUUUCUAUGGUUUAUAAUCUAAUACAAAGUUUCUUUUGUUGCUCUUUUAGGCCUAGAUUUGGCCGUUGAACUCUGUAAAGUUGGAUCCUGUGUUGUUUCAGCAUUGCCCCCAUCAUUUUUUUUUUUAGCACUUCCUUACUUUCUGGCACCACAAGAUAUUUCAAGUUCACUUGAAAUAUUUUUCUUGUCCCAGCCCUAACAUCAGCCAUUUCUCCAAGCAGCACCUGGUUCCUUUUAUUCGAGAAUGAUACUUAAAAACCAAGAUCUGGACAUUAGGUGUAUUCAUUGCCACUGGAGUGUCGUUGCUUCUAGGCCCUUUCAGCACACAGAACUAUGAAAUAUAUGUAUGUAUGUUAACACAUGCAUCACACACAUCUGAUUUUAUUGCCAUGUCUCUGUAUCUGUAUAUUAUUUAAAAAACAUGAAUUCAUAUUGAUACCUACAGUUCCAAUCCAAAAUCACAUAGUUUGUGACUGCCAUUAUUAUGACUUUACUAUUCUUAUUCUGCUUUUCCUCUCCUGCUAUCUCUGUUUCUUCUCUUUUCAUUCUGUUUUGUGUUAGAUAAAAUUAUUUUGCCUGACUGUCAGUCCCUUGGUUCAAUGAACUAUGGCCAUGAGCAGCAGGCAUAUAACUCAAAAUCAGGUAACUUUUUAAAUGUUUUUAUUUCUUUUUAGAGAGAGAGGAAGGGAGAAGGAUAGAGAGAUGGAAACAUCGAUGAGAGAGGAACAUCAUCAGUUGACUGCCUCCUGAAUGGCCCCUUACUAGGGAUAGAGCCUGCAACCGAGUGAGGUACAUGCCCUUGACCAGAAUCGAACCCGGGACCCUUCGGUCCACAGGCCAAUGCUCUAUCCACUAAGCCAAACCUGCUAGGGCAAAACCAGGUAACUUUUAUACAAGAAAACCCAAUGCCACCUUUCUGAAAAGAGGAUCGGGGAGAGAGUAAACCCUCAGUUUCUGAGGAACUUAAGUAAUACUUCUAGGGAUUCUUAGUUAGACCUCUUUGGUGAUGUUGGACCCUAUCUUAUGCUUCCUUGGCAUCCUAUGCAGUAUUCAGCUCCCUUACUUGUCUUAUGUCUCUUUGUCACCAGAAUGUGAGGUCCAAGAGGGCAGACACUAGUUGUUCAGCUCACUGUCCUAUUCAUAGCCCCUGGCACAGUGCCAGCAUGUGAUGGACGCUCCAGGUAUUUGGGUGAAUUGUGGACCCUGUGGCAGGCACAUGUCUUCACAGUAGGUCGCAGGACAGAACAGUGUUAUUUGUUCACUGAGCACACAUUUAUUUGUCAUGUGCUUGUGGCCAGGCAAUAGGACUUGCCAGGAUGGACCCCCAGAACAAAUGGGGCAAAUUAAGACCCAGGUACCUUAUUGACUAUCCUGAAAUACAUAAGGCUGGACUGGGAGAUGGAAAUGUAACACCAGCACCUUUAUUGUUCAAAAAAGAAAAGCUCAAAACUGUGUAGUGAUAAUUUUAGAAAUGUAGAAAAAAAACACAUUUAAACCACAAUAAUAUAGGAAAUAGACUAAUAAAGAUAAAAUCUGAAGUUAAUGAAGUAGGAAACUAAAAGUAAUAAUAAAAGAUAAAUAGAAAAAUGAUUCUUUGAAAACACCAGUAAAAUAGAUAAAACUGUCUUAGCCUAAUAAAGGGGAAAAGAACAAAAGAAUAAAACAGGAUUGGAAAUGAGAAAUCAGACAUAACUAUAUAUAUACAUAUAUGGAAGAAUUUUAAAUAAUUGGAGUGUUUUAUGGCAACAAAUUGUAAAACAGGGCAAACAGAUAAUUUUCUAGCAAACACUGACCCAAGGUAUUGUUUGAAUGGACAAAUUAAUUACCAAAGAAGAAAUCGGAAAGGUGAUUAAAAUUUUAUCCUUUUUGUCUUCUUAUUUUAAACUUUUUUAUUGCUAUAUAUGGAAAAGUGCAUAGAUCACAAGUAUACAGUUCAAUUAUCACAAAGUGAACACCAAAAAAAUAGAUAAGUUGCAUUUUUUAAUUAAUAUGUAAACUGCUUCAAACCAUGGGAAAAUAUGAAAAAAAUGCUCCAUAUAUUUUUCUUUUUUAAUUUUUUUUUAAAUCCUCACCUGAGGAUAUUUUUCCAUUGAUUUUUAGAGAGAGUGGAAGGGAUCGGGAGAGACAGAGCGAGAGAAACAUAAAUGUGAGAGAGAUACAUCAGAUUGAUUACCUCCUGCGCGUGCCCCGACCAGAAGUACGCACAGGAGGCAAACUAAAGUACAUGCCCUUGACCGGAAUUGAAACCAGGACCCUUCAGUUUUUGGGCUGACCCUCUACCCACUGAACCAAUCCAACUAGGGCUCAUCGCUGAUGUUUCUAUCCUCCUUUCCCUUCCUCUCUGAAAUCAAUAAAAAUAUUUUUUUAGAAAACAAUAGCAAACAUUAUCCUUAACUAUAAAUACUAAAGCUAAUUCUGUUAAAGUCUGAAAUAAGACAAGAUUCAACAUUGCUUUGAAAAUGCAGGUAAAAGCAAUUAGCUAAGAAAUCUAAUUGGUAAAAAAAAUAUAUAAUUGGUAUAAAUAUUGGAAAAUAAUAAAUUAUAUUUAGGAAAUCCAAAAGACUACAGUAAAGCUUACUAGAAUUACUAAGGAAAUUUGGUAGGUACCUAAAUAAAAGAUAACUACAUAAAAAUCAGUAGCUUUUUUCUAUCCUAGCAAUAAUCAACCAGAAACAGUACAAGGGAAAGCGUUCCAUUCAUAAUAAUUGCAACAAAUAGGUAUAUAUAUUUGCUCAUAUAUACAUAAAGUGCCUCUGGAAGAGAGGAGAGUUGGGUAGAGAGGGGAUAGCAAUGGAAGGGAAAAUUCACUGAAUUCAUUUUUACAUUAUUAAAUUUUGAAUCCUAUUAAUGUGUUACCUAUUCAAAAUUAUGUAAUACUUAAUAACUUUAAC